AUGAGCUCGGCUGAAGAGAUCGCAAAAGCUGCCAAGCUUGCCUUCGAGGCAUCUCAGCUCAUACCUUCGGCUGAGCGCGUAACAGCCCUGCAACAUAUCCGCCAUGAGUUAGAAGUCUUCAAGUCGGACAUCCUCGCUGCAAAUGCCAGAGACCUGGAGGCCGCGCGAGCAGAAGUGGACGCUGGCCGGAUGUCGGGAUCGCUCUUCAAGAGGCUCGAUCUGGCGAAGGGCGACAAGUGGGACGCGAUGCUGCAAGGCGUGUCGGACGUCGCGGCAUUGCCGGACCCUACGGGCAUCGUCACCUAUGCGACGGAGCUGGACGACGAACUUGAGCUUUACCGCGUCUCCUGUCCGAUCGGCGUGUUGCUUGUGAUCUUCGAGGCGCGUCCCGAAGUCGUGGUCAACAUUGCUUCAUUGGCUAUCAAAUCUGGCAAUGCUGCCAUCUUGAAGGGCGGCAAGGAGUCGAACCAAACAACAGCACUGCUGUCGAAGGUCAUUCAGGCUGGAUUGGCGAAGACUUCCCUCCCUAGCACAUAUAUCCAGAGCAUUCAGACACGCGCAGAAGUAAACUCUCUGCUGGCUCUGGACCAGUACAUCGACUUGGUGAUUCCGCGGGGUAGUAAUGCCCUUGUACGGAAUAUUCAAAACAACACUCGCAUCCCGGUCAUGGGUCACGCGGAUGGAAUCUGCUCCGUCUACCUGGACGAGACUGCAGACGUCGACAAGGCGGUUCGGGUAGUCGUGGACUCGAAGACGGAUUACCCUGCCGCAUGCAACGCGGCAGAGACUCUCAUCGUCCAUCGAUCAUUACUCCAUAAUGUCUGGCCAACCGUCGCUUCCGCUCUCUUGACUGCAGAUGUCCGCCUACUUUGCGAUCCUUCUACCCUAGAGGCGUUGAAAACCUCAUCCUCCCCUCCCCCAAACAUGGCCUCACACGUUGCCCCUUCAGAUGAAAGCUCCUAUGGGGUUGAACACCUGUCCCUGACCAUUUCCGUCCUCACGGUUGACUCAUUACACCAGGCCAUUUCCUUCAUCAACGCUCACUCGUCUCAUCAUACCGACUCGAUCGUCACCGAGUCGGACGCCACCGCUUCCGCAUUCUGCAGGGGUGUCGACAGCGCAGGCACAUACGUCAACGCCAGCACCCGCUUCGCGGACGGAUUCCGCUACGGGUUCGGUACCGAGGUAGGUAUAAGCACGGGCCGCAUUCACGCCCGCGGCCCCGUCGGCCUCGAAGGCCUCGUCACGUACAAGUACAUGAUGCGGAGCAAGGCGAGCAAGGGGCACAUCGUGGGCGAGUUCGGGUCGGGACCAGGGAAGAAAAAGUUCAAGCACCAGAAGAUUGACGCGCAGGCGGUGCCCUUUUAA
This is a messenger RNA of Punctularia strigosozonata HHB-11173 SS5, 1368 nucleotides long. Its product is annotated as gamma-glutamyl phosphate reductase. Gene Ontology annotation, molecular function: NADP binding; glutamate-5-semialdehyde dehydrogenase (NADP+) activity. The coding region runs from base 1 to 1368 and encodes 455 amino acids. The transcript is spliced from 4 exons. NCBI's taxonomy places the organism in Eukaryota, Fungi, Basidiomycota, Agaricomycetes, Corticiales, Punctulariaceae. The record is from RefSeq and is a predicted model, not a curated record.